GUCCGACCACCACAUGAACGCGUGAGUCUAUAUGACCUUCUCUGAUUCGUGGCACUAAGUAACCUUAUCGCUGCCCAUAUUCGUGUUGCAUCCCACGUUUUCUUGGGGAUACCCAACGAUAGCGAGCUCAGGAAUGCCGAGAGUUAUUUAAUAUCACCCGUGCUUUACGUUCCAGCGCCCAGACGGAGACAAGGAUCAGCGCUCAUGGAGGAUGACCGUAACGGCCAGUCCUUCGACGCUCUCUCGGGAUUCGUGGAAUCUUUUGACCAUCUUGGCCGUCUUGUUUUUCCGUGAGAGCUGCCAUCACUCUAGAUUUGCGUAACAGGGAUAUGUGCUUCGUGUGAUAGUAGCACCAGACGAGCUUCAGACCCUUCCUCCAUAUAUUAGUUUGCUUUAUUCCGGCGGUGAUAUCUUUGAAAAUUUCUCCAUUCAUUGUCUUAUCUGAGCCAGGAUCGCGAUCAUCGUUGUUUCAGGCUUUGAGACGACGUGUCAAGCCACGUUUCGGUGACCGAUCUGCUACUUCAACAGCAAAGCUCCCCGAGACUGACUUGAUUCAACUUGACAAAAUGUCAGUUAUACUACGAAGACUCGUCCACAAUGACGCGAUGCGAGAGGACCCCAGGGAGAUUUAUGGAUGGAGAGUGUACAUGCUCGCCUGUUCGGCUUGCUUCGGCGGCAUGCUUUUCGGAAUGGAGACCGGUAUCAUAGGAGGUGUUCUUACGAUGGAUCCGUUCCAAGUAAAAUAUGGGCUAAAGAACCUUGGCGAUGUAGGAGAGGCCAAUCUCUCCGCUAAUAUUGUAUCCACGCUACAGGCAGGGUGCUUCUUUGGCGCCCUCAUCGCCUCCCCAGUGGCAGACAAAUGGGGCCGAAAGGCAGGGUUAAUAUCCGCAUCGCUAAUUGCUAUCGUUGGCGUUAUCAUGCAAGUUGCAGCAAGUGGACACCUGGAAGCCAUGUACAUCGGACGUUUAGUCAACGGUUUCGGUGUCGGCUUCGCCUCAAUGAUCAACCCUCUCUAUGUCUCUGAAAACUCCCCAAGAGCCAUCCGUGGUGGUCUAACAGGCCUCUACCAACUUUUCAUCACAAUGGGAAUUAUGCUCGCCUUCUGGAUCAACUACGGCUCUACCCUCCACAUCAAGGGCACAGCACAAUACAUGGUUCCACUUGCCAUGCAGGCCCUCCCCGCCCUUCUUAUGCUUGUAGGUAUGCUCCUAUGCAACGAAUCCCCCCGUUGGCUCGCAAAACAAGACCGCUGGGAAGACGCUCGGAGGACGCUCUCCCGCGUACGCAAUCUCCCCUCAACACAUCCGUACGUUGAGAACGAGUUCCAAGAUAUCGUCAGCCAACUCGAGCACGAGCGCCAGCUCAUCGGUGGUUCCGGCUUCUGGGACCUUAUGAAAGAGAUGUGGCUCAUCCCCGGCAACCGCAAACGAGCCAUGAUUAGUAUAUUCCUCAUGGUCUGCCAGCAAAUGACCGGUACGAACGCCAUUAACUACUACGCACCACAGAUCUUUGAAAAUCUGGGCAUCACCGGCACUACGACAGGUCUGUUCGCCACGGGAGUGUACGGAAUCGUAAAGAUGGUGGCAUGUGCCGUCUUCCUAGUCUUCGUCGCCGAUUCUUUGGGCCGUCGACGCUCUCUCCUCUGGACCUCUGUUGCCCAGGGUCUCGCCAUGCUCUACAUCGGGUUAUAUGUCCGCAUUGCGCCCCCGGUCGAAGGCCAGCCCGUGAUCCCCGCUGGCUAUGUCGCUCUCGUCUGUAUCUUCCUCUUUGCCGCGUGCUUCCAGUUCGGCUGGGGCCCCGUCUGCUGGAUCUAUGUCUCUGAGAUUCCGACUGCCCGACUGAGAAGUCUGAACGUCUCCUUCGCUGCCGCGACUCAGUGGCUCUUCAACUUUGUCGUUUCUCGAGCGGUUCCCAACAUGCUGGCAACCGUUGGUGCUAACGGCUACGGAACAUACAUCAUUUUCGCCUGUUUCUGUUUCUCAAUGGGCGUGUGGGUUUGGUUCUUUAUCCCUGAUACUAAAGGUCUCUCACUGGAGAAAAUGGAUGAGCUCUUCGGUGCUACUAGCAGUCCUACUCAUUUGAAGACAGAAGAUGUAGAGAGGAGUGCGUCCCAAGCGGAGGGUGAUCAUAAAGAUGAAGUUGCUACAGAAACUCGAGUGGAAAGGGUGUAAUAUUGUCAACCUUCUUUCUCUUUCCCGCCCUUGCGGAUUGCUUGGUGGUCAGUUUCGAUAUGGUCAUAGUUGUAUAGGUCAAUUGGAUGAUACUAGACUUAGU
Molecule: messenger RNA, 2274 nt
Organism: Aspergillus caelatus
Lineage: Eukaryota; Fungi; Ascomycota; Eurotiomycetes; Eurotiales; Aspergillaceae
Product: sugar porter family MFS transporter
Exons: 7
Coding region: 567-2171 (534 amino acids)
Biological process (GO): transmembrane transport; carbohydrate transport
Cellular component (GO): membrane
Molecular function (GO): carbohydrate:proton symporter activity
Source: RefSeq, a predicted model, not a curated record